ACUUCAGCAAGGUUGCUUGCUGUGGUACAAAAGACCCUAGGCUCGCGUCGGAUUUUUUAGACGGCUCCACUAUGUCUUCGAAUACUGGCAAACUCCGCGAUGUCUACAUCGUCUUCGGUGGGAGCGGUUUCGUUGGCAGGCACAUCGUAGAGCAGCUACUGGCCCGUGGAGACACAGUGUCGGUGUUCGACAUUGUACAAAAAUACCACGACACACCUUUUUACACGGGAGACAUCACAGAGGAAGAGCAGGUUGCCGACGCUGUGCACAAGAGCGGAGCGACGUGCAUCUUUCAUACAGUGUCUCCCCCGCACGGUUUGCAGGACCCCGCGCUCUACUGGAGAGUCAACGUCGACGGCACUCGCGCGGUCAUCAGCUCUGCUCAAGCACUCGGCGUGCGAAAACUCGUCUACACAAGCUCUGCAGGUCUUGUGUUCAAUGGAGGUGACCUCAUCAAUGUUGAUGAACGGACGCCACCACCAGCGAAGGCUAUGGAUGCCUACAAUGAGUCUAAAGCGAAGGCGGAAGAGUUGGUCCUUACUGCAAAUGGCAUUAAGGGUCUGCUCACGGUGUCGCUGCGUCCAGCUGGUAUCUUCGGGCCCGGCGACAGGCAAGGUACCGCUGGGUUCUACGAUGUCUGGAAGCGUGGACAGACGCACUGGCAGAUCGGGGACAACACGAACCUCUACGACUGGACAUAUGUCGGCAACGUCGCUCACGCUCAUCUGCUCGCAGCCGAUAAGUUGGACGAGGAGCCUAUCGUCGAUCUCUCAGAUCCAGCCAAAGUCACAGAAAUUGCCUCGGCUUAUCUUCCGCCUAUUACACUGACUACUGGGACGCACAAAAUUCCUACCUCCGAGUCACGACCGCUUGGUCCGUACGUUGAGCCCGCUCCGAAUACCGAGCAGAUCAAGGCGAACUGGAGCAACCCGGACUACCGGUCCUCGACACUGCGCGAGACUCGCAGAAGCCGCUUUGACCAAUUUUCAGAGGGCGCGCUCUCGAAUUCGACGUCUACGCCAUUCCAAGUCGCAGGCCAGGCGUUCUUCAUCUCGAACGGCGAGCCUGUGUACUUCUGGGACUACGCUCGCUCGCUCUUCUACCGCUUCGACAAGCACUUCGGUACGGAGAAGUACAAGAAGAAGCCCAUCGUGAUGUCGAACACCGUCGGCCUUAUGCUUGCGCAUGCUGCUGAGUGGUGGGGUUGGCUCAGUGGCAAGCAGCCUGCGUUCACUGUCUACCGCGUGAAGCUCGUCUGCAAGCACAAGUGGCACAACAUUGAGAAGGCUCGUAGAGUGCUCGGUUACGAGCCUAUCGUCGAUUUGGAUACGGGCAUGCAACGCACUGUUGAUUCCUACGUAGAGUGGUUAAAUGCCAACCCCGGCAAGGCAUAAAAUUUGGGAUUUCCUUCGGAUUUGGUUUCCUGCAUAUUUCAUAUACCAUAUAAUCUCAUUUACUCUAUCUCGCGGAAGCUGCUGUUUGGCCAGAUUCAUAAAUUCAAAGCCAUCAGGUCGCCCGCAAGAGACCCCGGGAGCGACUCGCUUGGGGAUUCUCGCUUCAUUUCUCGCUUACUUCUAGUCCGCUUCAUUCUAUUCUGCGCAAGUGAGCUCAUCUUCGCCACCACCGACACUAACAGCUGCUAUCUGCCUGCGCAGAUGUUGUGCAGAGUAUCUGCACAUAAACCCGCCAUGUAUUCCCACUAGCACUGCUACCAGCGGUGAUCAGGGUCCGUUUCCCCGCAAAUGAUCCCGAGGUCGCUACCAUGUUACUGAGCAGCGAAAGUCCUCCACAACCAACUUGAAUCCUUGCACUUGUCUGAAGCCCUUCCCUUUCUCCGCUUGUUCAAGGGUGUUCAUCUCAUUCCUUCCUUUUCUUGUUCAUAUACACUGAGACUGUGUACAAGCCUAGUUCUCCUGCUCCCUUCCUUCAGACUACUUUUCAGCGACCCCUUUCAGAUUGUUAUAUAUUGAACUGCGACUACAAAAUGUCUAUUCCGACCUCGCCUGUGCAGACGCAGAGCCCCGUGGAGAGCUACGUCAGUUCUCCUGGAGGGUGCACGCGCACCGUUGCUAUUGUCAAGAACCAUGCGUUGGAACAUAGGUUCGAUAUCGAGAGUCGAAUGACUGAAGCUGGCUUUGAGAUAGUCAAGGAGCGCCGGCUGGAUUUGGACAUCGAGAACGACCCAGACACUAUGUUUGAGCUUUUUGGAGACGAUUAUGUCUGUUUUGCCGAGGGCCCUGUGCGGGUUUAUAUCCUCGAACGUCGUCGUGCCGUCCAAGUCUGGAAGACUCUCAUGGGCCCCUCAGACCCAGAGGUUGCAAGGCAGGAAUCUCCGAACUCCAUUCGCGCUCUCUUCGGUAUCUCUAGCGAACAAAACGCAGUCAUGGGUGCCCCAGACGAAGAGUCAGCCGAGAUUCAGAUCAUGUCUAUCUUCGCCUCGUCUCCACCUCUCCCCUCCGUCGAACUCCCGGACGUCGGCUCGGACACUUACGUCUCGGAUGCGUACACAGAAUCUGACACCCAAGUCGCGAGCGAGUCUGUCCACUCCAAGUCGUCCCGCAGCACCACGCGAGCAAAGUCUCCCGCUAGCACCGAAAACGGGAAGUCCAGGUUCCAGGCUCGCCCUCUCCCAGUCACUCAUGAUAGUCCCGACAUCGUCCCUCGUAUGUCUCGCGCGGCGGCCCUUCGUAUGGGCAUCGUCGAAGCCACCACCCCGCCUAAGCGACACCCCGCGACUCCAGAGUCCAUCGCGAAGACUUUCGCCGGGGUUCCGGGGCACAAGCGGUCGGAGACUAUCACAGUUGCCUCAACUACGCCCCCGGUGUCGCCACCGCGCAUGACGCGCGCAGCGUCACUUAGGCUAGGGCUGGCUGUAGAGCCCACGGCGCUGCAGCCCAAAGGAAUUGCGAGGGCCAGGUCCUCCGGAGAUGCCCCUUCGAACACCUUUGAGGGUGUCCCUGGACACAAGAGACAGGGGAGCAUCGCGGUGGCGAGCACUAAGCCGCCUACAGUUCAACCGCGCACGAACCGCAGCGCGGAGUUGCGCGUUAGCAAAGAGGCUGCGCCUCCCCCGUCUUCUUUUAAUAUUCGCCAAGCAUCCACCCUCUCGCGCGCGUCGUCGCGCAGCUCCCUUGACGGCAGUCGCCCGCCGCUUCGCCCCGCUUCGGCUGCUUCCGUCCAUGCUACCGCGCCACCACGACCGUUAUCGCGUACCGACUCACGGUCGAGCAUCACUACCAACGGCAAACUUUUGAACGCAUCGUCUGAAGUCAACAGGUCCAACGGCACACCCAACGGCGAUGCUGGCGCGCUGAGCCCGAAGGCGCGGCUUAGCACCGGUGCCCCGCCGACUAUCGUGCCUCGGACCAACAAGAGCGCUGCUCUGCGCGCCGCGAAGAUGGCGCUCGCUUCUGCAGCUGCGCCGUCGAAUGGAACGGUCGCCAAGUCACCUACCGUGAAGAAGACUGUCUCUGCUCCUGCGCGCACUACCCUCAGGGCGUGAUAGAUGUGAGGCAACAUUUUGCCUGAAGAAAUGCCUUCUCUUUCAAGUUUUCUUCUUCGAGUUUUCAAGGACCCUCGUUUCUUGCGCCGCGUGCUCUGCUUUUCUCUCUGCUCUCUACCACUACGCCGAAAUACCCCGUUCUGGCAUGAGGCUAUCCACAUCUGAACACACGUACACCCACAAGCUCUGCUGCAGAGCGUGCUCUAUCUUAUGCGAUAACCCUAUCCCCGUAUCUAUGCGUCUAUAUGAUC
Molecule: messenger RNA, 3753 nt
Organism: Phanerochaete carnosa HHB-10118-sp
Lineage: Eukaryota; Fungi; Basidiomycota; Agaricomycetes; Polyporales; Phanerochaetaceae
Exons: 8
Coding region: 72-1394 (440 amino acids)
Biological process (GO): steroid biosynthetic process
Molecular function (GO): 3-beta-hydroxy-Delta5-steroid dehydrogenase (NAD+) activity
Source: RefSeq, a predicted model, not a curated record